This is a messenger RNA of Macroventuria anomochaeta, 1450 nucleotides long. RefSeq names its product amidohydrolase. The record is from RefSeq and is a predicted model, not a curated record. NCBI's taxonomy places the organism in Eukaryota, Fungi, Ascomycota, Dothideomycetes, Pleosporales, Didymellaceae. The transcript has a single exon. Bases 81 to 1412 code for a protein of 443 amino acids. Gene Ontology annotation, molecular function: hydrolase activity, acting on carbon-nitrogen (but not peptide) bonds.
CUUUAUCUUUCAUCUGGUGCUCAUCUUGUCUUGUAUUCUUGUUUCUUCAACUUCUGUCGAACGAUUGUUCUUCAUUCACAAUGGUCACCGAGGCCGACAUCAAGCCAUGGCUUCGCCCAGCGGCAACCUCAUACCUCCUUCACAACGCCUCAGUGGUCGAUGUAGAAGCAGGUGAGGUCCGACCAAACGUUACAGUCUCCAUCGAGAACGGAAAAAUCACCUCCAUCGCUCCGACAACAGCAGCAGCAACCCAACGUCCCGGGUUUACUUCAGUUAACUGUUCCGGGAAGUUCAUCUGUCCAGGCCUGAUUGACAGCCACGUUCAUCUAAUUGCAGUCCCUGGAUUCGAUAGCCUAGCGGCUGCUUUCGGGAAUCCUGACUCUGUGAGUUUACUUCGGCAGCCGUACGUUUGCGCCCAGAUGCUGCAUCGCGGUUUCACGAGCAUCCGCGACUGUGGCGGCGCCCAUACCGCAAUCAAAGAAGCCAUUGAGGAAGGAAUCUUUCCGGGCCCGCGUUUGUUCAUUGCAGGCCAUGCUUUGAGUCAAUCUGGUGGCCACGCUGAUUUCCGCGGCAAACACGACCAUUCAGCGUGCUGUGGCGGUUAUGCGACUGGAUUAGGCCGGGUGUGCAACGGAGUGCCACAGUGUAUGCAAGCUGUGCGGGAAGAGAUUCGAACAGGAAGCGACUUCAUCAAGAUCAUGGGAUCCGGUGGCGUCAGCAGUCCCACCGACAAAAUCACCCAUCUCCAAUUCACACCGGAAGAGAUUCGAGCAAUGGUAGAGUGCGCCAACAACGCCGGUACUUACGUGACUGCGCAUGCAUAUACGUCGCAAGCCAUUCGACACUGUAUCGAUAAUGGCGUCAAAGGAAUUGAACACGGCAACUUUCUUGAUGUUGAAACGGCUGCCAUUAUGGUGGAGAAAGGCGUGUACCUCACACCAACCUUGAUCACAUACGACCAGAUGGCAUCACCCAAGUGGAAAGGGUUCCUGCCACCAUCAGAGUCAUCGAAGAACAUCGAGGUUCUUGAUGCUGGAUUGAAGGCGCUGAAGAUCGCUUCAGAUGCUGGUGUGACCAUAUGCUUUGGAACAGAUCUGCUCGGUCCACUGGGUGCUGCGCAGACUCAUGAGUUCAACCUCCGCUCGAAGGUGCUCACACCGAUCGAGGUGCUACGAAGCGCGACGCUCAAUCCAGCACGUAUGUUUGGAAGAGAGAGUAGCCUGGGUCAGAUCAAGGAAGGCUUCGAAGCGGACAUGCUGAUUCUCGCUGCAAAUCCCCUGGAUGAUGUCACUAUUUUAGACAAACCGGAAGCGUAUGUAGAAGCAGUGAUGAAAGAAGGUCGGGUAUACAAAAGUCGUUGGGCCGAAAUCGCAGAAGACUCGAUGGCAAUCCGGCUGAGGCCCGCGUUGUGAGGGCAUUGUGAGAAGUAAUUUCGACAGUAUCAAAAGCC